AUGCAGCACUGCCAGCUGGCCAUGGCCAUCGCAGCAUCACAACCUCACAAGGGAUCGAUAGGGUCGCUUGCAAUGGUCAGCAGGCGGUCCGAUCCCCCCGAACUUAACCCCUGGUGGCUCGCGAGUCGCGAGGCGGCAGCACCCUCCCGCAGGGGGGGCUUGGCACUUGCACAUGCAAUUUCAAAGAAAGUGAGUUUUGGAUUGACCCCCAUGGAAGCUUAUGAGUGCUUGCCGCUCUCCAAGAUGCAAAAACCCAGUAUCAUUAUGAAGCAUUUUAGCCUUAUCGCUGCCUUCCUGGCAGCUGCGCUGGUUCCCAUCUCGUCCGCCAUGCAUGUCACAACCGAUGAUGGAUUCACUGCGGCGGCAAGUUUCAUUGGCGAGUCGGGCGGAGGCGGCAGUGACGCAGUGAAGACCUACGGAUACGACACAAAGAAUGGUGCGAGACUCAGGGCCUAG
This is a messenger RNA of Puccinia triticina, 456 nucleotides long. RefSeq lists its product as uncharacterized. The coding region runs from base 1 to 456 and encodes 151 amino acids. The transcript has 2 exons. NCBI's taxonomy places the organism in Eukaryota, Fungi, Basidiomycota, Pucciniomycetes, Pucciniales, Pucciniaceae. The record is from RefSeq and is a predicted model, not a curated record.